CCUUAUUGCGCCAUCCCGCUUCCCGUUGGCCACCUCCGUCUUCCUCUCCCCUCUCCCGUCUCCCCUCUCCCCCGCAGCGCUCCGGGCAGCAUCUAGUAAAGGUUGAUCGAUGGACCCGACGCAGAGAUGCCCGUGGCUGCCGCAGAGCGCUGCUGCAGGCCCAGGGUCGCUGCCGUCCUUUGCUUGGGCCCUCUGCUCGCGCCUGCCUUCUGCAAUUGCUCUUAGCAGCACAACGCCAUUCUCGGUUUGGAAAGAAGAGGGCGGCGGCGAUCCGCUUGACGACCCCGAGAAUGUUGAGUACCUGCGCCGGCUGACCGAGGCUAUCUACCAGUCUCGCGCCGUUGCUGCGUCGUACAACAUUGCUGUGCUGGCUGUGAUACUUGUUUUUGCCGUUCUCCACUGGCGAGAAACCAGAAGCGACGCCCGGAAGUGGCGGUCACGGCUUUUGGAUACGAGCAGAAACACGGCCCUUUGCUCGGCCGGGUCGACAGCAGCUAGGACAGCUGACGGGGACGCAUCUCCGUCGCCAUCCUCCUCAUCCUUGUCGGCAAGCAGUUCAGUCCGAGGCAUGGCGACGCCCACCGGGGCUGCCAAAGAGGACGAGAACUCGAUUGUCGACCUCGAGAGGCUGCCUCUUUUGACCCACAACCAGACCGCCUCGGGCACCAGGCGCCUAACCUGGCCUCGGGCGGGUGCCGCCGCGCGGACGGUUUCGUCCUGGCUCGCCCGCCAGCCGCCACCGUUACCCGUUGUCAACAAGACGCUGCCGUCUAACGGAACAUCAGUCUUUGUUGCCGCCUGGGUUGCCUUGGUUGUUUUCUUCCACUUCUUCCUGCUGCCCUUGCGGUGGGAUUUCUUCUUCAUUUUUGCCGACAGGGCUGGGUUCGUCUUCAUCGUCAACCUGCCGCUUUUGUACCUGCUUGCCGCCAAGAACCAGCCGCUGCGCUGGCUGACGGGCUUCUCGUACGAAGCCCUGAACAUCUUCCACCGCCGCGUCGGCGAGCUCUUGUGCUUCGAGGCUCUGGUGCACUUCGUCGGCAUGCUCGUGUGGUUCUUCUUCCUCGAGGCCGACUGGCUCAAGGCGACCAAGACUCCGCGCGAGUACUUCACGCACCCGCUCAUCCUGUUAGGCAUCGGCGCCUUCUCCUCGUACGAGCUGAUCUUCUUCACCUCGCUGGCCACUUUCCGCCAGCGCUGGUACGAGCUGUUCCUGGCUUCCCACAUCGUCCUGCAGGUGGCUGCCCUGGUGUUCCUAUGGUUCCACUUCUACACCAGCCGCCCCUACGUCGCUCUGUCGCUGGUCAUCUUCCUCGUCGACCGCCUCGUCUGGCGGUUUGGCCUGAAGCGUGUUGGCAUGACGGCGGACCUGAACAUCUUUGAGGACGGCGAAACGUUUCUCGUUUCGGCGAACUGGGAUAUUCCCCCGCUUUCCGGCUUCGAAGGCUCGGCCAGGUCGUCACGAUGGUGGCAGUCUCCGCUCUUCCGCCAGUCAUCUAUCGUCAACGGCUGGCGGCCGACAGACCACGUUUUCCUCUCGGUUCCUGUGCUCGGGCGCUCGCACGCUCUGCAGGCACACCCUUUCACCAUCGCGUCCGCGGCUCCCGGUGUCCAAUCUGCCGCCAGCGAGACCGAGACCGAGUCACCACAUGCCUGGCUGUGCUUGCUCGUCCGCGCACACGACGGAUUCACCGCCGACUUGCUCCGCUACGCGCAAACCCACACCCGCGUCGACGUCAAACUCGACGGCCCCUACGGCUCGUAUCACGCGCUCGCCAUGUUGCGUGCCUCCCACUGCGCGAUCCUCGUGGCCGGCGGGAGCGGCAUCGCCGUUACCUUCCCCCUGGUCUGGGCCCUGCUGCACGACGACGACGAAGCCAGAGACACGGCACAGACCGACGACGACCUUGAUAGGUACGGCGAUGGCAAGACAAGGACAAGGAGGGGGGGCGCGGCGGGGAAGAGCAAGCAACAGCGCGUGCACCUCCUCUGGGUGACAAACGCGCGCUCACAUCGGAGCUGGAUCCCGCAGCAGCAGCUCGACGAGCUCGUCGAGCGCGGCCUCGACCUCGUGGUUCCCGAGCCGAGCGGCGAGGCAGGGCGCCCAGAUGUCGCCGGCUGCGUGACCAGCUGGAUCGACAACGCGGCGGCCGACGGACGCGAGGUCGGCGUCGUAGCCUCGGGCCCCGACGGGCUCAACAGGACGGUGCGCAACGUAUGCGCGGAUGCGUCAGGCGCCGGACUGCCGGUGCGCGUGGCCGUGGAGAAAUUUGGAUGGUGAUGCGGAUAGACUUUUUGAUCUUUUUCCUUUGGGUCUAUCAUGUGCGGCACGGGCAUCUAUAAAGCAUGGCAAGGGCGUGGCAGGGCAUUGCAUGGCAUGGCGUUUUUUCGGUUCUUUCGUUUCGGGGGUUGGCUCUGAAGUUUGACGAAGUCAAUGAUACGUGCACGAAGAAACUCAUUAGGGAAGCUACAAGAGAGAAAAAAGUCGAAGACAACAUACUCCGUAUCUCACAUUGCACGGCU
Molecule: messenger RNA, 2520 nt
Organism: Lasiosphaeria miniovina
Lineage: Eukaryota; Fungi; Ascomycota; Sordariomycetes; Sordariales; Lasiosphaeriaceae
Product: ferric reductase like transmembrane component-domain-containing protein
Exons: 1
Coding region: 110-2278 (722 amino acids)
Biological process (GO): intracellular iron ion homeostasis; iron ion transport; copper ion import
Cellular component (GO): plasma membrane
Molecular function (GO): ferric-chelate reductase activity
Source: RefSeq, a predicted model, not a curated record